AUGGGUCAAGCCACUUGUGAACCUCAUUCGAGUGGGAAGCAGCCCCUGGCAAGGCUGAAAAACCUAUCUGUCAUCACCUCUGAGUUCAGUAAAAGUUUUAAGCGUUUUCAGUACUUUGUAUCAAUAUCUGAUCAUGAAGCAAAGCUGGUUGCUCUGCAGGUUGCCUUUCAAUUUGGCUGGGGAAGCGACCAGGGGAUUGGAGGGUUUGGAGAGGAACCAGGCAUUAAAGCACAGUUGAAGAACCUUAUUCGAUCAAUACGAACUGUUAUGAGAGUGCCAUUAAUAGCACUGAACUCCGUUACAAUCGUUCUCCUCCUGUUAUUUGGUUGA
Molecule: messenger RNA, 330 nt
Organism: Acanthisitta chloris (rifleman)
Lineage: Eukaryota; Metazoa; Chordata; Aves; Passeriformes; Acanthisittidae
Gene: IER3IP1
Product: immediate early response 3 interacting protein 1
Exons: 4
Coding region: 1-330 (109 amino acids)
Biological process (GO): endoplasmic reticulum to Golgi vesicle-mediated transport
Cellular component (GO): endoplasmic reticulum membrane; Golgi membrane; COPII-coated ER to Golgi transport vesicle
Source: RefSeq, a predicted model, not a curated record